This is a messenger RNA of Necator americanus (New World hookworm), 2376 nucleotides long. RefSeq lists its product as uncharacterized. Gene Ontology annotation, cellular component: plasma membrane. The transcript is spliced from 22 exons. Gene Ontology annotation, biological process: sodium ion transmembrane transport. NCBI's taxonomy places the organism in Eukaryota, Metazoa, Nematoda, Chromadorea, Rhabditida, Ancylostomatidae. The coding region runs from base 1 to 2376 and encodes 791 amino acids. Gene Ontology annotation, molecular function: ligand-gated sodium channel activity. The record is from RefSeq and is a predicted model, not a curated record.
AUGCGACGAAAACGCACAAUCGAUGGUUCGAAACCGCCAACUAUGCCCUUCAUCGCUCCGGUGUCGAUAUCAAAAUGGUUAGUAUGGGCGUUAGUACUCACAUUCUUCGUCGGUUUAACGGUGUAUCAAGUAUUUGAGCGUAUCGCCUACUACUUUAUCAGGAAUCCGCUUACUACUCGGAGAUCGUAUGAUUCACCGCAGAACAUGCAUUUUCCUACUAUUGGAAUUUGCAACAAGAUGCAACUCAAAGCAUCUGCUUUCGCCGCUCGCGAACCGGAACUUCUGCGUUUUCUUUCACUAACGUAUAAUGACGAUGGACAGGUUACGGAAAACAAUACUAUAUUGGAAGCACUUGGCAGUUGUGAAAUCGGCAAAAGCGGUUCAUGUCUGGAUGAGAUUCGUCCGAUCCUUACUCAGCAAGGUCUCUGCUUCGUAGUUUCCCCCAAUAUGACUGUCAGAAGACCGGGUCCUGAAACAACACUUUCUCUUCUGCUAAAUUUGGAAGUUUACGAAAUAAUUCCCGGCACUGUUUCGGAUUCGGGAGUAAUUCUGUCUAUACAUGACCCUGGAGACAUAUCCUCGCAACACCACACCGAUGGAAUCCAUUUGGAAGCAGGAAAAGUAGUUACCAUUCCUAUAAAUGAGGUCCGAAAGCUGACGCGCUACAACCAAUAUUGCGGCCGCCGUGCCAUAGGACCUUUUUCACGCAAACAAUAUUCGAGAGAGUCAUGUGAAUGGGUCUCUGCUACGGAGAUGGUUGAGGGAGCUUGCAACUGUAGACCAGUAAAUAGUCCCUUUAAUCGGGACAUCUUCGCUGAUCAGAAAGUGAGAACUGUAUCUGUGGAUCAAGUAACGCCCGUUGCUCAAAAACGGGUACAUCCGUGCACAAUCAGACAAGAAUUCGAUUGUGUCGCUAAAUUUACGUCACAACAGCUCGAUGCUGCAAACGAUCUGAAAUGUCCAGAAAACUGCGAAGACGUCACGUUUUCAUCUGUGGUGUUUGGCGGACGUUUGACUCCCGCUGAUGUUUCACCGUUCCUUCCCAGCGAUUGGGAGGAUAUAAAAGAAUCAAAAGUACUCGAAUUUCAGCGCGCUUUAGAUGUCAUACCGAGGCACCGAAUUCCAGUCGUCAAAGAAGUGCAGUUGCUGGCCGAAAACGCACAAGAAUUUGCGCAAUUAACUGAACAGAUUUUUUCAAUUCUCCCUGGUGUGACAACCGUGCCAUGCAUUGCACCAAAAGGAGCGAAGGAACUGGAGAGGGCCUUGAUUCAAUUUAAAUCAAGAGAACCUAUCUGGGAGCGAAUCACAACAUAUCUUAUGAGAUCGCUCUCUCGUGAAUUGAAUUCUACUGCGGCAGCCAUUGGACUUUUCCUUGAGGCUGAUGCCAGUAUAAGCGGACAAACUCAAUUUGUUCAUAAUGAAUCAAUGAUUGCGUUUUCUCUGCUCCAGCUCGGACUUCUUGAAAAUCGAACGGAAAAUUCAUUUGGGUUGAGGACAAUGGAUGCCAAGACACGUGAAAGAGUUCUCGAAUUUGUGGCGCCUUUCAUUCGCGAUCUGAAGUCCUGUGUGACUAAAAUUCAUGAUAACGCUGAACGAGCUUUUGAGAUAGUUGAGGACUGCCGUGCGAUGUUCAAGGACUAUUAUGGAGUUCUGCUUGAUGCUAAAAAAGUGUACGCACUUAGUGAUCUUUACUCUAAUGCAGCGGCUGAUUAUGUGAAUAACAUGGGAAGAGUCGUCUCAGCUUUAAGAAGAUUCAUGUUCGUCAAUCGGGUACAAAUUUUAAACUACCACAACUAUGAGAUUGAUCUCAAAAGCUUUGGGAACUUGUACAGAGAGGGUGGCUCAGACUUCCUCGAAAUACAUGAAUUGAUGAAGUUAAGGAAAUUGAUGCUGAGCGAUAUUCUUGAAUACAUAAGCUUGCUUAAAGCAUUUUACAAAGAGGGUUUACGUGCAAGAAAAAAUGUGCUUCGAAGACUUGGCAUGGUUUCUCCCAAACACCUAGGCGUUGCAGCUGUGGAAUCUACUAUAGAAUGUCUUAUGAACAUCUCCGACACAAUACCUCUUAUUAAGAAAAGUGCCUUUGUGCGAGGUGAGUGGCUAAGCCGAGUUCAGAGGCAAGUGGAAAUUGCUUUAUCCUAUUCAGCUACCCCACAGUACGAUCAAGUCAAUCUAUUGCAAGUCAAACUCUAUUUUGCUCACUUUAAGCAGGAGAAGAUUGUACAGGAACGAUCCUACAACAUGUUCCUUCUAUUAGCCGAAAUCGGAGGAACAAUCGGGCUUUAUGUCGGAGCGACAUUGCUCACUGUUGCGGAAACAAUCGUUUUCUUCUUCGAAGAGCGGACGAGAAGAAUACUUGUGAAGCCCGCUUACCUGUGA